AAUGUCACCGCGUAGAACGCCAGUCUCAUCUCGACUGCGGAACGAAGAUGAUCCGAACUAUAUUCUGCGCGAUCGCGCUGGCAACCCUAACCGUCGCCCAGUACGAUCCGCACCAGUGGCCAAACAGGACCGGGAUCGUGCACCUGUUCGAGUGGAAGUGGUCCGAUAUUGCGGACGAGUGCGAGCGGUUUCUGGGACCGAGAGGGUUCGGCGGGGUGCAGGUUUCACCGGUGACGGAGAACUCGAUCGUGCGCGAUCCGAAGCGGCCAUGGUGGGAGCGCUAUCAACCGAUCUCGUACCAGCUGGUGACGCGGUCGGGAACGGAGGCGGAGUUUGCGGGGAUGGUGCGACGGUGUAACGCGGUUGGGGUGCGGAUCUACGUGGAUUUGGUGAUCAAUCAUAUGGCGGCGAUUACGAGCAAUGGAGGGACCGGGGGUUCGACGGGGAAUGCCGGAGGGAUGGAGUUUCCGGCGGUUCCGUAUGGGAGGGCGGACUUUCACGAGCCGUGCUCGAUCAACGACUACAACAAUCCGGUUGAGGUCAGGAACUGUCAGCUGGUGGGACUACCGGAUUUGAACCAGAGUGUACCGUGGGUUCGGGAUAAGGUCGUUGACUUGAUGAAUCGACUGGUUGAUCACGGAGUGGCUGGGUUCCGGGUGGAUGCCGUGAAGCACAUGUGGCCAGCGGAUCUGAAGGUGAUUUACGGUAGGGUGAAGAACUUGAACACUGCCCAUGGGUUUAAAGCUGGAGCGAGACCUUUUAUUACCCAGGAGGUCAUCGAUCUGGGUGGUGAAGGAAUCUCCAAGUACGAGUACACCGACUUGGGAACGGUGACGGAGUUUCGCUUCUCGGCGGAGAUCGGACGAGCGUUUCGAGGAAUGAAUCAGCUCAAGUGGCUGAAGAACUGGGGUCCGGACUGGAGCUUUCUGCCUUCGAACCGCGCGCUGGUGUUUGUUGACAACCACGAUAACCAGCGUGGGCAUGGUCCGGGCGGUAGUGACAUACUGACGUACAAGGACUCCAAACAGUACAAGAUGGCUACGGCCUUCAUGUUGGCUCAUCCGUACGGAAAUCCUCGAAUUAUGAGUUCGUUUGCGUUCGACAACUCGGAUCAAGGACCUCCUCAGGACGCCAAGGGCAACCUAAUAUCACCAAAGAUCAACCCGGACAAUACCUGCGGCAACGGAUGGAUCUGCGAGCAUCGUUGGCGUCAGAUCUUCAACAUGGUCGGCUUCCGGAACGCCGUCGCAGGAACGUCCCUGACCAACUGGUGGGACAACGGAAACCAGCAGAUGGCGUUCUGUCGCGGAUCGAAGGGAUUCGUCGCGUUCAAUUUGGACAGCGUUGAGCUGAACCGGGACCUCAAAACCUGCCUUCCCGCCGGUACCUAUUGCGAUGUGAUCUCGGGCAGUGCUUGGAACGGAAAAUGCACCGGGAAGAGCGUCGUCGUCGGCAAAACAGGUCUCGGCCGGAUCAAGAUCCCAGCCACCAACAAAGCAGACGAUGGAGUCCUCGCGAUCCAUAUCGCGGCCAAACUGUAGACGAAUCUGGACCGCGAUCUCCACGCAAAUAAAAGCGCAACCACGGCGGUUCCCACCGUUCGAUUAUCUUCAAUUAUCUAAAGGUCCAAUAAAUCACUUGCCCGCGAGGCAAUUUCGGUCUUAUCGCGCGUAA
Messenger RNA from Culex pipiens pallens (northern house mosquito), 1674 nucleotides. RefSeq names its product alpha-amylase 2-like. NCBI's taxonomy places the organism in Eukaryota, Metazoa, Arthropoda, Insecta, Diptera, Culicidae. Bases 48 to 1541 code for a protein of 497 amino acids. The record is from RefSeq and is a predicted model, not a curated record. Gene Ontology annotation, biological process: carbohydrate metabolic process. Gene Ontology annotation, molecular function: cation binding; alpha-amylase activity. The transcript has 2 exons.